UUCUAUAAAGGAAUGGUGCGGCACAAGUCAGGCUACAAAAUAAGGUGCAUCUCACAAGAACACAACUAACUACCUGAGGAGGUUACAGGUAAGAAGAUGAGAAGCAUUUCAGUAAUCAUGAGCCUGAUCAUGCUGGCCAUUGUGAGCGAAUACACGUCAUCGUCCCCAUUACACCAGACCAGCCAAUUGCAGAAACUGGCAAAAAUGGUUUUGUCGUACAUCAACAAGUCGAAGAACCAAGAAACAGCGAAGCCCUUGAUCGACCUUCAUCGUCCAAACGGCUCGGAAUCGGAGGACGACGAGGAGAUGGACGGAGGAUGGAUCGACUUCGAGGACGGUGACGAAGAAGUGAAGAAAUUCAAGCGACAAUACGACGAUUACGGUCAUUUAAGGUUCGGCAGAAAUGCCAAAGGAAUGGCCAAAAAAUACGACGAUUACGGUCACAUGAGGUUUGGAAAAUGAAUGCUCCUUCCCGGUGGUUCUGUCCCCGUCGGACGAUUGCCCUCUUCUUUUCUGUUUCCGAGUCUCUGGGACUUGCCAGGGAAAUUUCUGUUCUCUCGUUCAUUAUAGCAUGUAUCGAUUAAACACAAAAUAUUAUACAGGGUUAUUAAAAACAAAAUAAAUGUCAUUCGAUGAAACCGAAAGUGUUAAUUUUGUCCGUGCUCCGCAUGCAGAUAUUGUAAAUA
Messenger RNA from Centruroides sculpturatus (bark scorpion), 686 nucleotides. RefSeq lists its product as uncharacterized. The record is from RefSeq and is a predicted model, not a curated record. Bases 97 to 462 code for a protein of 121 amino acids. The transcript is spliced from 2 exons. Lineage: Eukaryota; Metazoa; Arthropoda; Arachnida; Scorpiones; Buthidae.